CUCAGAGUGUGUUGUUGGUGUGUGAUUGGUUCUCAUUGAGUUAGUGGGUUUCAUUAAUAAUUUUCACUGUUUAUUGGAUAGAUAUUUGGUUUUCACCCCAUGAUAGCCAUUCCAUUUACCAUUCCAUUUAUAAGUAACUAUUAUAGUAAAAGCUUCACCAUUGAAAUACAGUCUUCUCUGCACUUGAGUGUGCUGCCUUUCUUCUUCGUUUGGUUCUUCCUCAUCAGAUAAUUCAGUCCUGCAUCAAAGUUGUGGAAACACAGGUGGAUUUGCUCAGUCCACUGCCAUGUUCAAGGAUUGUGAAAUCUGUGGUCAGAUUCGACUGUGUUGCAACAUGUACGCGAUUGGGGAGUCAUGUAAAAUCUGGUGGUGUGAAGUUUGUGAUAACUUCUAUGCUCUUGAGUUUCUGCGUGGAGGUAUCCCGUGGGAUCAGCUGCCUCCGGCAGUACUUUCACCCUUCUAUGGAGCGCAUGAUCUCCGAUGGUAUAUUGGAGACAUGUUGGAAGCCUCUGGGGAGACCAAUGGGGAGAGCUCCGGGGAGACUAAUGGGGAGAGCUCCGGGGAGACCCCUGGGGAGCCCUCUGGGCUUAAUUACACUGUUGAGGGGAACGAGGUUGUUCUGAGGCGUUCUACACGCCCUAUCCUACUCAACCGAUUCUAUUUUGGAGGGGACUUUGUUGUUGACUAUGAAUUUGGUUGGCUCAGUCGUGUUUAAUUAUUUAUUGUAAUGUACUUUUUGGAUAUUGUGCACCUACGCUCUUAUAUAUCUUAGCUCCUCUGAUGUGCACCUAUCAUGUAUUUAGUCCAAAUUUAAAUAAGGAAAGGCAUUUCUGUCAUAAUGUCUUUUUUGGACAAAUAUUUUGUACUCUGGGAUGUGCACCUAUUAUCUUAGCUCCUCUAAUGUGCACCUAUAAUGUAAUGUAGUA
Molecule: messenger RNA, 926 nt
Organism: Cuscuta epithymum
Lineage: Eukaryota; Viridiplantae; Streptophyta; Magnoliopsida; Solanales; Convolvulaceae
Source: the annotation of a GenBank genome assembly